CGAGCGGCAGAGCCGGAAGGAAGUCCAAGAGCCAAGGCGGUGAGGCAAGAUGGCGGCGACCAAGAGAAAACGGCGUGGAGGCUUGGCGGUUAAAGCGAAGAGGCCAAAAAGAAACGAAAAAGAUGCCAGGCCGCCAGCUAAGCAGCGCGACAUGGCAGAGGAGGCAGAAGAAGAAGAGAGAGACCGUAUCCCAGGCCCUGUUUGCAAGGGCAAGUGGAAAAAUAAGGAACGGAUUCUCAUCUUUUCUUCCAGAGGAAUAAAUUUCAGAACAAGACAUUUAAUGCAAGACUUAAGAAUGUUGAUGCCUCAUUCUAAAGCAGAUACUAAAAUGGAUCGUAAAGAUAAGUUAUUUGUGAUUAACGAGGUUUGUGAAAUGAAAAACUGCAAUAAGUGUAUCUAUUUUGAAGCUAAGAAGAAACAAGAUCUCUAUAUGUGGCUUUCAAAUUCACCUCAUGGACCAUCUGCUAAAUUUCUAGUUCAGAAUAUUCAUACCCUAGCUGAACUAAAGAUGACUGGAAACUGUUUGAAAGGUUCUCGGCCCCUUUUGUCUUUUGACCCUGCUUUUGAUGAAUUACCACAUUAUGCUUUGUUAAAAGAACUCUUAAUUCAGAUUUUUAGUACACCACGGUAUCAUCCCAAAAGCCAGCCAUUUGUGGACCAUGUGUUUACGUUCACCAUUUUGGAUAACAGGAUAUGGUUUCGGAACUUUCAGAUCAUAGAAGAAGAUGCUGCUCUUGUGGAAAUAGGACCUCGUUUUGUCUUAAAUCUCAUAAAGAUUUUCCAGGGAAGUUUUGGAGGACCAACUUUAUAUGAAAAUCCUCACUACCAGUCACCAAACAUGCAUCGGCGUGUCAUAAGAUCCAUCACAGCUGCAAAAUACAAAGAGAAACAGCAAGUUAAAGAUGCACAGAAACUGAGAAAGAAAGAACCAAAGACUAUUCUUCCACAUGAUCCCACUGCAGAUGUUUUUGUUACACCGGCUGAGGAAAAACCGAUAGAAAUACAGUGGGUAAAACCAGAGCCAAAAGUCGAUUUGAAAGCAAGAAAGAAAAGGGUUUACAAAAGGCAAAGAAAAAUGAAACAGAAAGUGAAUAGUGGAAAUGCAAAAUGAAUCAAUGGAUAACUAAUUUGCUUUUCAGUUAUUUUAUAUUUAUUUUGUAUUCAUUGUGUAAAUACUUUUAUUAUCCAGGACUGUCUUAUCUAAUUAGUGUGGCAUUUCAAAGAAAGAAAAAUUAAAAUCUUGUGGCUUCAGUGGUA
This is a messenger RNA of Pteropus alecto (black flying fox), 1257 nucleotides long. It is a transcript of the gene BRIX1, whose product is annotated as BRX1, biogenesis of ribosomes. Gene Ontology annotation, molecular function: rRNA binding. The record is from RefSeq and is a predicted model, not a curated record. Gene Ontology annotation, cellular component: nucleolus. Gene Ontology annotation, biological process: rRNA processing; ribosomal large subunit assembly. NCBI's taxonomy places the organism in Eukaryota, Metazoa, Chordata, Mammalia, Chiroptera, Pteropodidae. The transcript has 10 exons. Bases 50 to 1111 code for a protein of 353 amino acids.